Planococcus citri (citrus mealybug) is the source of this 2404-nucleotide messenger RNA. RefSeq lists its product as uncharacterized. The transcript has 13 exons. Gene Ontology annotation, cellular component: lysosome. Gene Ontology annotation, biological process: regulation of catalytic activity. The record is from RefSeq and is a predicted model, not a curated record. The coding region runs from base 214 to 2262 and encodes 682 amino acids. Lineage: Eukaryota; Metazoa; Arthropoda; Insecta; Hemiptera; Pseudococcidae. Gene Ontology annotation, molecular function: cysteine-type endopeptidase activity.
AGUUUGUGUUUUGCAACAAAGAUUACUGUUAUCAACAGCUUCCCCUAUGACGGAGUAACAGUAAAAUAACGCAUAAUCAUUCGCGUUUUAAACACAAAAGGAAAACAUGGCGUUAUUUUAGAAAAUUUUUGUGCCACAAAAUCGUGGAAUUAGUGUUCAAUUAAAGCGGAAAAUAAUUUCGAUAGUAAAUAUUCGGAUUAGAAAAAGUGAAAGAUGACGAUGAUUUUUGCGAUUUUCACCCUGGCUUUUGUAGCUUUUAUUCAAGGCAAAGCUAUAGACGAUAAUCUCGUAUCCGACGAAUUCAUUCAAUCGAUCAAUAAAUUAAACACAACGUGGAAAGCUGGACGAAAUUUCCAUGAAGAUAUCGACUUACAAUACUUCAAAACUUUGAUGGGUGUUCAUCCUGAUCACAAAGCUCAUCAAUUGCCUAAAUUAACAACAUCAGUCGGCGAUCAAAUUGAUGACUUACCGGAAGAAUUUGACGCUCGAGUGCAAUGGCCUAAUUGCCCAACUAUCAAAGAAAUCCGAGACCAAGGAUCGUGCGGAUCAUGCUGGGCUUUUGGAGCCGUAGAAGCGAUGUCUGAUCGAGUUUGUAUUCAUUCCAAUGGCACCCAAAAUGUUCACCUGUCAUCUGAAAAUCUAGUAUCAUGUUGUUGGACGUGUGGAAUGGGAUGCAACGGCGGUUUUCCUGGUUCGGCGUGGCGUUAUUGGGUCAAGACUGGUAUUGUUAGCGGCGGUGCCUACGGAUCGAAUCAAGGUUGUCAACCAUAUGAAAUUGCUCCAUGCGAACAUCAUUCGAACGGCACUAGACCUCCGUGCAGUGCCGGUGGUAAAACACCAAAAUGUGAAAAGAAAUGCGAAUCCAGCUACAAAAUCGCGUACAAGGAUGAUUUAAAUUUCGGUGAAAAAUCGUACUCCGUUGAAGCCGAUGAAAAUGCGAUUAAACAAGAAAUUUAUCGUAAUGGCCCAGUCGAAGGAGCUUUCUCCGUAUUCGAAGAUUUCGUGAAUUACAAAAGCGGCGUUUAUCAACACGUUAAAGGAAAAUACCUCGGUGGCCAUGCUAUUCGAAUUUUAGGAUGGGGUGUCUGCAAAAAAACAAAUACGCCGUACUGGUUAGUAGCCAACUCGUGGAAUAAUGAUUGGGGCGAUCACGGAUAUUUCAAAAUCAAAAGAGGAUCGAACGAAUGUGGAAUUGAAGAUGGAAUCAGCGCUGGACUUCCUAAAAUUUUAAGUACCAUGUUCGCGAAAAAACAAAUUAUAUUUUUUUUCAUACUUAUAAUUCAAAAUUUCAUACCGAAUUCGUACGCUUUUAUACAGAAUGGCGUGGUUCACGUUGAAAAAGCUGUCGAGCAUUACAAUAAGGACCCUGGCUCCACUUGGAAGGCUCAUCACAAUCAUAUGAUGAACAAUGUAUCAAUAUCACAUCUGAAAAAUAAACUAGGUUUGCAUCCAGAGUUGAAGGAAUAUCUUUAUGACGAGCAUCACGAUCAUGAACAGCAAUUGCCAGAUUUUUACGAUAGCAGAGAAGCACACCCGGGAUGUCCCUCUAUUUCUUCUAUAGUUGAUCAAUCCAACUGCGAAUCAUGUUGGGCAAUAUCGAUAGCUGCAGCAUUAAGUGACCGAUUUUGUAUCCAGAGUAAUGGGAAAAUAAAAGUCACAUUAUCGAGCGCACAUUUACUAUCGUGUAAUAAAGCCAACGAUGGGUGUGGUGGAGGUGUGAUGGUAGAAGCUUGGAAUUACGUCAAAAAUUAUGGUUUGGUUACCGGAGGAGCUUAUGGAUCAGACGAAGGCUGUCAGCCAUACUUGAUAAAACCAAAAGGAUCAAUAGACCACAGAUACAAUAUUCCACAGUCAACUACACCCCAUUGUCACCACCACCGUUGCUGGAAUCGACGAUACGGAAAACGUGAAGAUGAUACGUACAAAACAUCAAAAACCAUACGAUUACCUCAAGACGAACAAAAAAUCAUGAGAGAAAUUUACUCCAAUGGACCAGUUACAGCCGGAAUGCAAAUAUUUUUACCUUUUAUAUUUUAUAAAUCAGGCAUUUUUCAAACUCAUAAACAGGAAGAAUUAAUCGGUUUACAUGCCGUUCGAUUGAUUGGCUGGGGAGAAGAAAACGGCGUCAAGUACUGGAUCGCAGCUAAUUCAUGGGGCGAUACUUGGGGCCAAGAUGGAUUUUUCAAAAUAAAACGUGGCGAUAACCAUUGCCAAAUUGAGUCUAUGGUGCAUGCAGGACAACCCAUAAUUGAAAUAAAAUAAUACUUAUCAAAUUUUUUACGUAUUGCCCUAUCUACACGACAAGUAUGCAAAUAAGUGGAUAGUAUGCCAUUUAAACUUCACUCAUCGAACAGGAUAACAGAAUUAUAAGAUACAAGUGUCUAAAUAUAGUUUUCGCAACACA